Messenger RNA from Austrofundulus limnaeus, 2424 nucleotides. Its product is annotated as RING finger protein 165. Gene Ontology annotation, cellular component: nucleus. NCBI's taxonomy places the organism in Eukaryota, Metazoa, Chordata, Actinopteri, Cyprinodontiformes, Rivulidae. The record is from RefSeq and is a predicted model, not a curated record. Gene Ontology annotation, molecular function: zinc ion binding; ubiquitin protein ligase activity.
GAGUGCAUUUCAGCAGGCAUCAGCACAGCCAUGCUACCUCCUGCCGACACUUUCACCUGGGCGCCCCCCAGGCGCCCCUCUCGGCAGAGUUCCCUCUUGGACACGCCAGCCAGCCCCCGCAGUCGGGCCUCGCCGCCCACCUGCCCCACGCGCACCACCUGACCCUCGCCACCCUGCCCGCACCCCCACAGUUUCAGGACGUGUCGGGGCCUUCAUUCCUACCUCAGGCCUUACACCAGCAAUACCUCAUCCAGCAGCAGCUCCUUGAAGCACAGCACCGCCGGAUUCUGCCACACCCCAGAAGACCCCAGGAGCGUAUUCCCCUGAACUCCCACCGACUGCGUUCAGGUUUUGAGUACUCCACUCCCCUCCAUGUCUCUCAGCCAAUGACACAGCAGCCGAGGUACCUGGCUGAAGGCACCGACUGGGAUCUCAGUGUAGACGCAGGCCUCCCUCAUCAGUACCAGCUCCAGCAGCUUCCGCAGCACUAUCAGCACUACCUGACCUCCCCACGACUGCACCACUUCCCCAGGAACACGUCAUCUGCCCAAGUGGUGGUGCAUGAAAUCAGAAAUUAUCCAUAUCCUCAGCUGCACUUGUUGGCACUGCAAAGUUUGAAUCCUGUGAGGCACGUAACUGCUGUACGCGAGAGUUAUGAGGAGCUGUUGCAGCUCGAGGACCGACUGGGGAGUGUCAGCAGAGGAGCUAUCCAGACAACUAUAGAGAGAUUCACCUUUCCACACAAAUACAAGAAGAGAAAGCCACUGCAGCUAAAGAUUGGGGAAGAUGAGGAAGAGACAGAUGUGGAUGAGAAGUGCACCAUCUGUUUGUCCAUGCUGGAGGAUGGAGAAGACGUCAGGAGACUGCCCUGCAUGCAUCUCUUCCACCAGGGCUGUGUUGACCAAUGGCUGGCCACGAGCAGGAAGUGUCCAAUCUGUCGAGUUGACAUCGAAACGCAGCUGAACCCUGACAGCUGAUGAGAUUCGGCUCCAUGUGAUUCGCUUUUUAUUUGUUCUUUCUCUCUUCCAUCCCGGCUUGCCGGCCCUCCCUCUCCCCUCCCUGCCACAUCGCCCUCCCCUGGUGGGUGCAUUGCCAAAUGUCUUCAGACUUCAUGUGGCGUCACAACCCUUCUGACUAACGCUUUAUUGAGCCAAGCCAGGACUGCACGAGAGGCCUCAGAGGACUCUCUUUAUAUAGAAGCACAUCCCUCGGGAAGCAAAUGACACGCAAACACACACAUGUACUCAUGUACACAGGGUUUACUUGUAGCUUGCUGGUUGUAUGUGGGGUGUUGUUGCAGUUGUGGUAUUGUACUGUAGGUAACCACAGGCUUGUGUAGCAUGUCCUCAAAGCCAUGACUUUAAGUCCUAAGAGUGGAAGACGUAUAACUCCACAAAAAGCUGGCUACUUUUCUCUCUUUCCUCUCUUUCUAUAUAUAAUAUAUAUAUACACAAUUCAAGUCAUGGUCAUAAGUCUAAAUGAAUAUUCUGCAACAAAAUCAAGUUAAACAGACACUAAAUGCUCUGAUGCCAUGUUUACCUAAAAGAUCAUUGUGGUCGUAGUAGAGUAGCAGUAACCAAUAAGUGAUAUCUGGUGCAUUGUUGCCUUUUUUGGGGGCCAAGUGCCAGUUAGCUGAGUGUUUUGAUCCUAUCAUACAGCUUUGACAUUUUGCAAUACACUUGUAGUUUUACAUUGGGUUGUGAGUAGGUCUCUUUCACUGCCAUUGAACCCAAUGACUGAGUGGCUUGUGUUUAAACGUUUGGACACUAGAUAGAAAGUUUGUUACCAAAAUGCAUUAAUUGCGGCGCAGCUUGAAUCUGCAUACAGGAUUUGUGUGUGAAUGUGUGUGUGUGUGACUAAAAGAAUGUGUCUAACAAACAUGUGGAUGUGGAGCAAAUUGAAUGAGUUCAAGGCAAAGCCUAGACUUAAAGUCAAUGAAGGUUAAAGGGAUAGUCUGGUCAUUUUUGUCACAGAGCAUGGAGUAUAGAGAAAAGGACAGAAGUCCUGCUCAGGCUAGGCUAAUGGCUAGCUAAACAUGAGCUUUUUUAUCAUUUCAAUGAAAUGAAACUUUUUUCAAAAAUGCCAUCCUUGUGUGAAAAAAUUCUGCAUUAGUUAAACCACUACAUCAGGGGUAUCAAAUUCAUUUUCUCUGAGGGGCCACAUGAGCAUUAUGGUGGUCCUCAAAGGGCCAGUUGUAAUUGACUUCGAAGUUUCUUGUUUAAUUUAGACUAAACACAAAACGUCCCAUUCCCUGUCUCUUUGGUCCAGCUGAGCACUGCUAACAAACAGUGCUCUAUGUGGUGUUAUGUGCACUGAAACAGGAUUUUAACUUGUCCUCUGACUAAUGGUGGAAUACAUAAUAAAAAAUACCACUAAAAGUAAAAGCAAGAGAAUUUUACUCACUGUUGAGUUGUGGUAAGUUGC